Messenger RNA from Cryptococcus amylolentus CBS 6039, 561 nucleotides. RefSeq lists its product as hypothetical. Gene Ontology annotation, biological process: heterochromatin formation; leading strand elongation; DNA damage response. Lineage: Eukaryota; Fungi; Basidiomycota; Tremellomycetes; Tremellales; Cryptococcaceae. The record is from RefSeq and is a predicted model, not a curated record. Gene Ontology annotation, molecular function: chromatin DNA binding; protein heterodimerization activity. Bases 1 to 561 code for a protein of 186 amino acids. Gene Ontology annotation, cellular component: CHRAC; epsilon DNA polymerase complex. The transcript is spliced from 5 exons.
AUGCCCCCCAAAGGAUCAACUCUCCACCCUCCCAAGCCUCCCGCGGACGCCACCCCGACUCCAGCGUCGCAGCAGAUGAAGGCCAACUCGCUCGGGAUCCAGGACUUUGAGCUGCCAAAGACGACCUUGACUAAACUUGCCAAGGGGUCUAUUCCGGAUAAUGUAAAGAUGCAGCAGGAUGUGGUGUUGGCGCUCCUGAGGGGAUCGACAUUGUUCAUCAGCUAUCUGACUGCUGCUGCGCACGACCAAGCAACAUCCAGGAGUGGAAAGACUGUCACGGCAGCGGAUGUGAUCAAAGCUAUUACGGAGAUGGACUUUGGACCUGCGGAUGCGCUGGUGCCGAUAAUGGAGCAAGAGCUUGCUGCCUACCGAAAUCACCAAGCCAAGGCCAAGGCCAACAAGAAGCCUCCCGGACCCGGUCGAGGUCGUGGACCCCGAAAGUCUGCUGCUUCAAAGGCUGGUGGGGACGAGGACGUGGAGAUGGCAAAGGGCGGAGAGGAAGGGGACGAGGUUGACGAGAUGGCGUCCGAGGACGAGGGUAGCGGAGAGGAGGAGGCUUGA